AUGGCUUCCUUUUCUUCAACGCAUUGUCGUUCAUAUUCACAUUCUUAUUCUUAUUCUUCAUCCACAAAUGGGGGGCAAAAUCAACGUUUUGCUUUCUCUUCUUCAUUUCCGAGAUUGCCUGUUCCAGCUAAAGCUAAGGUCUUUCUUCAAUCUCAAAGAAAUUCCCAUCAAAAUGCUGUUCUCAUGCAAGAUGGUGCCGUAGCCACAAAAGCAAAUCCUGUGGAAAAAGAAACGCCUCUCAAAAAAUUGAAAGAUGAAUUGCUGUCAGCCACAUCUUCAGAUGAAUGGGAUGAGAAAGCAGGUUUUGAUAUCAAUGGAAAUGAGUCAACUGUCAGUAUCACAGUGGUUGGAGCUUCUGGGGACCUUGCAAAAAAGAAGAUAUUUCCUGCACUUUUUGCACUUUAUUAUGAAGAUUGUCUUCCUAAGCACUUCACCAUCUAUGGUUAUGCAAGGAGUAAGAUGACCGAUGCAGAACUUCGAAAUAUGGUGAGCAAGACCCUUACAUGCAGAAUUGAUAAAAGGGAGAACUGUGUUGAAAAGAUGGACCAAUUUCUUAAAAGAUGUUUCUAUCACUCCGGUCAGUAUGAUUCUGAGGAAAAUUUUUCACAGCUGGACAAGAAGCUCAAGGAGCAUGAGGAUGGGAGAGUUUCUAAUCGCCUCUUUUAUUUAUCUAUCCCUCCCAAUAUCUUUAUCGAUGCUGUAAAAUGUGCAAGCUUGUCAGCUUCAUCUGGUAAUGGUUGGACCAGGGUCAUUGUUGAGAAACCUUUUGGUCGAGAUUCAGAAUCUUCUGCUGCACUGACAAAAGCCCUGAAGCAGUACCUAGACGAAGAUCAAAUAUUCAGGAUAGACCACUAUCUAGGAAAGGAACUUGUGGAAAAUCUAUCGGUUCUGCGUUUCUCCAAUCUUAUUUUUGAGCCCUUGUGGUCGAGGCAGUAUAUUAGAAAUGUACAGUUGAUAUUCUCUGAAGAUUUUGGAACUGAAGGACGUGGAGGGUAUUUUGACCAUUAUGGAAUAAUUAGAGAUAUAAUGCAGAAUCAUCUGCUUCAAAUACUUGCGCUCUUUGCUAUGGAAACCCCUGUAAGUUUGGAUGCUGAGGAUAUAAGAAAUGAAAAGGUCAAGGUACUACGCUCGAUGAGGCCUUUGCAACUUGAAGAUGUAGUUAUUGGACAGUACAAGAGCCACACUAAAGGAGGUGUUACCUACCCCGCCUACACUGAUGACAAGACUGUGCCAAAAGAUAGCUUGACCCCAACUUUUGCAGCAGCUGCUCUGUUCAUAGACAAUGCAAGAUGGGAUGGAGUGCCUUUUCUAAUGAAAGCAGGGAAAGCAUUACACAAUAAGAGGGCAGAGAUAAGGGUACAGUUCAGGCAUGUGCCUGGCCACUUGUAUAACCGAAACUUUGGAACUGAUAUUGAUCGAGCUACAAAUGAGCUUGUCAUUAGAGUGCAGCCAGAUGAAGCUAUUUAUUUGAAGAUCAAUAACAAGGUCCCUGGAUUGGGGAUGAGAUUGGACCGCAGUAACCUGAACCUUCAUUAUGCGGCAAGAUAUUCAAAAGAGAUACCAGACGCGUAUGAGAGGCUUCUGCUGGACGCUAUAGAAGGCGAAAGGAGGCUGUUUAUCCGAAGUGAUGAGUUGGAUGCUGCCUGGUCACUCUUUACUCCUGUUUUGAAGGAGCUGGAAGAGAAGAAAAUUAUACCUGAAUACUAUCCUUAUGGCAGCCGUGGCCCUGUUGGUGCUCAUUAUCUUGCAGCUAAAUACAAUGUCCGGUGGGGUGAUCUUGGCGUCGACCAGUAA
Messenger RNA from Corchorus capsularis, 1794 nucleotides. NCBI's taxonomy places the organism in Eukaryota, Viridiplantae, Streptophyta, Magnoliopsida, Malvales, Malvaceae. The record is from the annotation of a GenBank genome assembly.